GUAAACCUAGAGGAGAAAACAGGAUUGAAGCUUCCAACACAAGCGGAAGAAUCUGGGACUUCCGAGCAAAGUGAAACGUUGACAUGUGUUUCGCAGGAGUGCCAAUUUCAUUUCUCCGAAGAUUACGAGGCGGAAGGAGAAAAGUUUCACAUAGAAAAUGCAGAAGAACAUGUAGUUGCCAUUAAAGUGCUUACUGAUGAGACUGAUCCCUCCACUUCAAGAGCUCUUCUUGAUGAGGCUCGAGGCAGGACUCGUUUAUGGAGUGAUUCUGGUCUCACGGCCUCGACAUCGAGCUACGUGGCCACGACCAUUAACACUACAACUACCACGGGUAACACUGGUACGAUGAUGAAAUCGGUGUCGGAGGUGUCAGUGCCCACCUCAACCUCCUCUUGUCUCAACUACCUGGCAGAGGAGACUGAGGAAGAGGAAGAGGUGCGGUACACUGCUUCACCCCGAGACGACCGAUAUGGCAUUAUUAUGCCUGCCUCCAACCAACAUCAGGAACCAAUGCAGCCACUUGAAUGUAUCGUUGAGGAUGCUGAGGAAGCGAGUGUUUUAGAGAAUGACUACGAAAAAACUAAUGAAACUGUUCGAAGAGUCGAUCCUUUUCCACCUAACGAUAUAGCUUCGACUGUUGCCAUCGUCGAGGACUACUUGGAGCCCAAGGAGGAGGUACUUCAUGUGGAACCAGCGGAGGGCACUUGA
Molecule: messenger RNA, 708 nt
Organism: Hydatigera taeniaeformis
Lineage: Eukaryota; Metazoa; Platyhelminthes; Cestoda; Cyclophyllidea; Taeniidae
Source: the annotation of a GenBank genome assembly